UCACUUCAUGGCAACGGAAGGAGGAGGCAGUCGGGAUGAGGGAGGGUACCGCGGUUCGACGUGUCCUCCUCACCGCAGACCCAACUCAUUUCUCCUCGCUUUCCCUUCGUUUCCGCAUACCGCACAUUCGCACAGGCUCCGACCUUAUCUAGACCCAUCGCGCAGCCCUGCUGAGCUGCAGUCGCGGUGCGCACUCUCGCGUUCCUUAGCCUACUAUUUCCUCACUGAUCAAUCUAUAUACGCAUGUAGCCUAUUGAUUAUCUCCGCUUUAGGCUUAUGGUGCAUUAUUUAAUAUUAUGAUAUGUUAAUCCGAAUUCUCAAUAGCGGUGUUUGCCGGAGCUGAGAGAGGGUGCGCGCGCCCCAGAGAGAGAGGGAGCGAUCAGAGAGAGAGAGAGAGACGAAGAGAGGGAGAGAGAUGAGAGAACGCGCAUUAUCAGAUGUUUAGCAAAUUCACUUUCGCUCUUCCAUCCUUAGCCUACUGCUGUGCGGUUAUUUGGUCUUUUUCCUCCCCUUCGCCGGCCGGGUUUGUGACAUUCUGCUGCUCCCGAUGUUGUAAUCCGGGGGAAUAUGUGAAGAUCAUGCUGGCGGUGUGGUGCUUCAUGGUCUUUGCUGCAGUGGGCGAAAGGCUUGCGGCGGUCUCAGAUGCAGGUGUGGACAGGAGCCCGGUGCAGGAUGGACGCAUCUGGGACUGGUUUACCCCGGCAGGGCAGCCAGUCAGCGGGGACACUGCCACAAAGGUCACCUAUCCAAAGCGGCUGGUGCAGCAGAUCAAGUCAGAGGAGGAAAUGGCUCAUGACUACUUGGAUACCAGGGUGAAGAACAGCACUGGGAACACCUUGCCCGUCCACUUGGCCCAGAGCUGUUUCCAAGUGGAAGCCUUUGGACAAACCUUCACUCUGGACCUGGAGCUAAACCAUCACCUCCUGUCUUCAGAUUAUGUGGAACGACACUUUAACCAGAAUGGGAGACCUUCACAAUCAGUGGGAGGGGAGCACUGCUACUACCAGGGAAGGUUAAGAGGUUUACCAGAGUCCUGGGCAGCUCUCUCCACCUGCCACGGCCUGCACGGCAUGUUCUCUGACGGCUUCUUUUCUUAUGGGAUUGAGCCCGCUCACAAUGGGAGCAAUCAGGAUGAUGGCGCUCACUUAAUCCGCAGGAUGCCUGACAUCAGACUUCCCCCCCACUGCCCAGACUGUACAGAGCACAGUGAGUGGGAUAGCAGAGGAGGUGAUGGUGAUGAUGACAGACCAGACCAAAUAAGGGAACAGCAGGUUUCUGGGGGGCUGAGGAGAUCUAAGAGAUAUAUUCGCAAGCCCUCUGUCCAGACGGAGACCAAAUAUAUUGAGUUGAUGGUGGUCAACGACAAUGAAAUUUUUGUACAGCUGCGUCGCUCCAGCAGCCAAACCAAGAACUUUGCCAAAGCCGUGGUCAACAUGGCAGAUGCAAUCUACAAGGAACAGUUGAACACAAGGAUUGUGCUGGUUGCCAUGGAGACCUGGACCUCUAAAAAUAUGAUGCCAGUAGUGGAAGAUCCAUUGAUAACGCUGCAGAACUUUAUGAAAUACAGGAAGGACAACAUCAAAGAUCAGAGUGACGCCGUCCAUCUUUUCUCAGGGCGAACAUUUCACAGUAGCCGCAGUGGGACGGCCUACACAGGAGGGGUCUGCUCUUCAACAAGGGGAGGAGGCAUCAAUGAGUAUGGGAACGUAGGAGCAAUGGCCAUCACUUUGUGCCAGAGUCUCGGCCAGAACAUCGGCAUGAGGUGGAACAACGUACGCAACUCUGCAGGGGACUGCAGGUGCCCAGAUGCUUGGCUGGGCUGCAUCAUGGAAGACACAGGAUACUAUCUACCCAGAAAGUUUUCUCGCUGCAGCGUUGAUGAGUACAUCCAGUUCUUGCUCCAGGGGGGCGGGAGCUGCCUCUUCAAUAAGCCAAACAAGCUGUUGGACCCUCCAGAGUGUGGGAAUGGCUUCGUGGAACCAGGCGAAGAGUGUGAUUGUGGCUCCCAGGUGGAGUGCGCCCGUAGUGGAGGAGCCUGCUGUAAAAAGUGCACACUUACCCAUGAUGCUAUGUGCAGUAAUGGACUCUGCUGCAGUGGCUGCAAGUAUGAGUUGAGAGGCGUGGUAUGUCGAGAGGUUGUGAACGAAUGUGAUAUCCCAGAGACCUGCACCGGAGACUCCAGCCAGUGUCCUCAUAAUGUGCACAAGCUAGAUGGCUACAUGUGUGAUUCUACUCAGGGCCGCUGUUAUGGUGGACGAUGCCGAACUCAUGAUGGACAGUGCAGGAGACUCUGGGGUUAUAAUUCAGCGGACAGGUUUUGUUAUGAGAAGCUGAACGCUGAGGGGACAGAGAAAGGCAACUGUGGUGCAGGUCCUGAAGGCCAGGGCUGGCUGCAGUGCAACAAGCCUGAUGUUUUAUGCGGCUUCCUGUUCUGUGCCAACGUGACGACAAAACCAAAGUUUGGAGACCUGCAGGGUGAGGUGACCAGUUUCACCCUCUACCACCAGAACAAGUACCUGGACUGCAAAGGUGGCCAUGCUCUGCUGGAGGAUGGAUCAGACCUGGGCUAUGUGGAGGAAGGCACUCCUUGUGGUCCCAACAUGAUGUGUUUGGAGCGACGCUGCCUCCCUGUGGCGGCCUUUAACCUCAGCACCUGUUCUGGAUCAAACAAUGGGCGCAUCUGUUCCGACCACGGGACCUGCAGUAAUGAGGUGAAGUGCAUCUGUGACAGGGACUACACAGGAAAGGACUGCAGUGUCUUUGAUCCCAUCCCCGAGCCAACCGUCCCGACAGGCCAAGAGAAGAAAGGAACAUUCGAAGAGGAAGAUCUGGUGGAGGAUAAGAUGUCUGUCUGUCUGUCAUUCUGUCUCCGUCCUGUCUAUUCCUGUCUUCCUCCUCGCACUGUGUCGUUUCCACAUCAGAGAAGAGGGGAACAAAAAAAGUCUUCCACUCCUGUCCUAAAAUUUCGCCAAACUUCUUCUGAUAAUUGUUUCCUCCACGCUCCGUCUGCUCCUCUGGUCAGUCCUACUGCCCGACUCCUCUGGGCAUGUGGAGCUUCUCUCACUAUACCAGCCAAAUCAUACUUGUGUGGCUGCUUCCAGCAGUCCGCUGAGGAUUGUGUCCGUGCCACGCCUACAGCAAGCAGGUGGCUCUCCCUGUGGGAGACCCUAGGGUUUAUCUCCAGUCCGGUGGCUCUAAGAAUGUGAUUCGGUGUCUGUGUACCUCCAUUACUCUCAUCUUGAACAUUCUGAUGAAGAACAUAUCAACAGUGGACCAAUUUAAAAUGAGACAUGUCUUUCCAAUGCCUGCCUGCCUGCCAUUAUAAAUGUUGGACUAGCACAGACUGGCCAUCUAAUAGACUGAAAUAAUGUUACAGGAGCUGAAUAGUUUCCUUUUUUCUUAAAGGAAAUGGACCUGAUGCACAGUUCCUCCAAGGCCAGGCCUUGACAUCUCAAAGUGGACAAUUAUCUGUUUUAAUUUACAAAGUCUGGCAACAUGGAUAUAUCUGAAAAGAAGCCGUUUAUUGGACUGUUGUUUUCCAAAGAGAGACAAAGGACGGACAAAUGAUCAUAUAAAAUGAUGCCUAAAAAAACAGUCAGCCAUUAGCCAGAGCUCAGACUGAUACCUUUUCAUUGUUAUGUGUUCUUUAAACACCCAGACCCCCACCCAGAGGUUUUCAGGUUCAAGGAGGGAAGCUAGGUGUUAUGGUUUUGGGAUCAUUUUAAACCACUGAACCUUGACGCAGCAGAGACCGUAACUUAGUGUUUUCAACCACAGACUGACCAACAUACAUUCCACAAUAUCUGUCGUGCGUGCUCACCACUUUCAGGCCCAAAGUUUGUACACUUAGGAGGUUUAAUCUGUAUGUCUGUUCACGGGUGAAUGUAUGCAUGUAAGAUAUUUUUAAAGAAAGGAAGAAGGUCUGCGUGUUUACAUUAGUGUUAGGGGCAAUUGUUUCUGUGUAUACCUUAACACUCCUAUCACAGGUAGAAAGGCAGAUUUUUACCUCUAGAAAAUCAAGAAUAUCGUCUCUUUCUACAAACUGUUGUGCGCUGCAGCCAUGGUACCAUAAAGGCAGCACAUUAAUAAAGUAUUCAACCGUUUUUAAGUCCUGUAUCUACAUAAAAACAAGCACUAGCCAACUGUAUGCACACCUACUUUGUAAAUAUGUGCAAGAUAUACUGAAUGAUAAAUGCACUGUAUGAAGAUUUAUUUAAAAGCUACGUUCAAAUGAGUUGUAGCCGUUAGUCUCUUGACAAGACCGACAUUUGGAAAUCCUGUAGUCAACACUGUUCAUGCAUCAUUAAAUGUGGCGUUACAGCUAGGCUAGCUAUCUUGCAUCUCACUUAUCAUUCCAGCCAUCACUUAAAUAAUGUUGUGAAUCUUUUGUACAUUUGUUGAUAGCCCUGAGUUCUGGCGCCCAGAGGCUUUGUAAUGAUCCCGAUUGUAAAUGAGAUUAAAGAGAUCUAGUCCGGGGUCCAGGAGGCAGCUUCUCUGAAA
Etheostoma cragini (Arkansas darter) is the source of this 4500-nucleotide messenger RNA. Its product is annotated as disintegrin and metalloproteinase domain-containing protein 11-like. NCBI's taxonomy places the organism in Eukaryota, Metazoa, Chordata, Actinopteri, Perciformes, Percidae. Gene Ontology annotation, biological process: proteolysis. The record is from RefSeq and is a predicted model, not a curated record. The transcript is spliced from 25 exons. Gene Ontology annotation, molecular function: metalloendopeptidase activity. The coding region runs from base 438 to 3206 and encodes 922 amino acids.